AUGAGGACUUUCCUCUUUGCUGGUCGCCAGUGUCUUCGCCAGGGCUUCCAAAGGUCUGCGGCACCGUACCUCAAUCGAGCCACCCACCGAUCCUUUACUUCUGCCAACUUCAUCCGCCAACACUUCGCUACUCCACGGUUCGGUGGCAGGACAAUAUUAUGGUCCGGCGCAGCGGGUGGGGCUGUCCUGAGCCCUCUAGCAUUCGUCGGCAUUGCCAAUGAAAAGUCGGGCGAUGGAGAGCAGACCCACGAAGAGGCCAUGCUCGAGGCGUCGAGAAAAGAGCUUGAUGAGCAGGUGCCCAAGUCAAUACAACACUCUGCCAAGUAUCGACGAGGCCUAUAUUUCUUCAUCGAGGACUACAUAAUAGAACCCAUAGCCACGGGCUUGCGAUUCUUGCAUCUGAUCAUCAUCUUCGUGCCGGUGAUAGUGACGAUACCAGCGAUAUGGAUAGGGCAGAGGCAGGCCGACAAGGACAAUGAGAGAAGUGGUACAAUCUGGUGGUACGGCUUCCUGGUAUCAUCUAUGGAGAGGGCUGGUGCAGCCUUCAUCAAACUCGGACAAUGGGCUGCUUCUCGAACAGAUGUCUUCCCGACACAGAUGUGUCUCAUCAUGUCCACUCUCCACUCGAACGCACCCGCACAUUCUCUCAAAGUAUCGAAGCAGACAAUCGAGGCUGCUUUUGGCGGCCGCGCAUUCGAGGACAUAUUCGACGAAUUCGACGAAAAGCCGCUGGGUGUGGGCGCCAUCGCACAAGUAUACAAGGCCAAGCUGAAGCCAGAUCUCGCAACGCUAGAGGACAACGCAAUCGACACAGAAAAGCCAAAUCUUGCACGAAAGAUCAAGAAGGGCGUCGACGUGACUCUGAAGAGUACACCAUCGAGAGUGCCUUCAAGCCAUGUCGCAGUCAAAGUGCUGCACCCAAAGAUUGAGAAAAUCGUGCGCCGAGAUCUUCGCAUCAUGGCCUUCUUCGCUGCUAUCAUCAAUGCCAUACCUACCAUGGAAUGGCUCUCGUUUCCAGACGAGGUAGAACAAUUUGGUGAAAUGAUGAGACUUCAACUUGAUCUGCGCAUCGAAGCGGCGAACCUCACAAUUUUUAGGCAGAACUUCAAGGAAAGGACAACUGCGUGGUUUCCCUACCCAUACACCGAAUACACCACGCGAAAUCUCCUUAUUGAGGAGUUUGCGCAGGGCAUUCCCAUGGAGGACUUUCUACAGAAUGGAGGUGGCGUAUUCCAGAAAGAUAUUGCAGACGAGGGUUUAGAUGCUUUCUUGACAAUGGUACUGAUCGACAAUUUCAUCCACGCUGAUCUACAUCCUGGCAACAUCAUGGUCAGAUUCUAUAAGCCUGAAAAGCUGGACGUAUCCAUGUUCACACGCAAGGAAGAACGUACUACUGGCCCUAAGGAAUCCUUGGAUGUUACUGAAGAAGUAUUGGAGCGAUUACGACCACACAAGAAGGAUCCCGUAAAAUGGAAGUCGACACUCCAAGACAUUGACCACGAGGGAUAUCGGCCACAACUCAUCUUCAUCGACACAGGCUUAGUGACGGAAUUGAACGCGAAAAACCGCGCCAACUUCCUUGAUCUUUUCAAAGCUGUCGCAGAGUUUGACGGCUACAAGGCAGGCCAUCUGAUGGUCGAACGGUGCAGACAGCCCGACGCGGUGUUGGAUGGCGAGGUUUUCGCUCUACGUAUGCAACAUCUGGUCCUUGGAGUAAAGAGCCGUACAUUCGCGCUGGGCAACAUCAAGAUCGGCGAUAUCCUCAACGAAGUACUGUCGAUGGUGCGGACACACCAUGUCCGUCUCGAGGGAGACUUUGUCAAUGUGGUUCUUAGUAUCCUGCUUCUAGAGGGUAUUGGCAGGACACUCGAACCUAACUUAGACCUCUUCGCAGGUGCUCUCCCAAUCCUACGACAACUUAGCGCGCAAAGCGGCUCUUCGAUGAUCCGCGGCGGUGACUUCUCUAUGCUCAAAGUUUGGGUUGGUCUUGAGGCACGUAGCUUUUUGCAAGCUUCCAUCGAAACGCACUUUUACGAUGGUCCAUACAUGACAAGCUUCUAUCAAAGCUCACAUUGA
Parastagonospora nodorum SN15 is the source of this 2076-nucleotide messenger RNA. RefSeq lists its product as hypothetical. Lineage: Eukaryota; Fungi; Ascomycota; Dothideomycetes; Pleosporales; Phaeosphaeriaceae. Gene Ontology annotation, cellular component: mitochondrion. Bases 1 to 2076 code for a protein of 691 amino acids. The transcript is spliced from 4 exons. The record is from RefSeq and is a predicted model, not a curated record.